Messenger RNA from Plasmodium cynomolgi strain B, 478 nucleotides. RefSeq lists its product as hypothetical. The annotation marks the transcript as partial. The transcript is spliced from 3 exons. The record is from RefSeq and is a predicted model, not a curated record. Lineage: Eukaryota; Apicomplexa; Aconoidasida; Haemosporida; Plasmodiidae.
GAAAUUAUUUACUGGAAAAGGAUAUUGUAAUAUCAAAAGAUAUGUGUUUCUUGUAGAACAAUUAGAAAAUAAGAAUAUUUUAUAUGAAUUUGUUGAAUAUUAUGAUUUAAUAAAGGAUAAAUUGACUACUUCAGAGAAUACUGAAAGAGAUAAGUACUGCAAAUAUAUGAAGGAAAUAAAUCAUUUUAUAGCAAAAUGUUCUAAAAACAUUGAUGAUUUAAAUUACAUAAUUAGUAAAUGCCCUCGGAAACGUCUAAAUUAUAUAUUUACCCAUAAAUAUAAAAUAUUUUGUCGAUCACAGCAAGGACAAAUUAUAGUAGAUUUGAGUGAUGCAGCUGAAUCAUGCAAUACUGAAAAUAACUUUAUCCCACAUUACAGUUUAAAAGAAAACGACUUUAUUCCAAAUGAUUCGAAUUUAGAGAAAGCAUAUAAUGAAUUAGAUGAAGAUGAUACAAAUACUUAUUACAAACCAUACUGA